AUGGCCAUCUACCGCCUCAACGUUCUCGGCGCAAACCGCAGGCAAGCAACCCAACACCGUUUACAUUCCAACCAAAUCCCGCCAAUUCAGAAUGUAAUGGACAACAACACAUUCACAUAUGCUAGCUGUCAUGAUGAUGAAGAACAUGGAGAACAGCACACCGAAGAUGGUCUUGGUGGUGAUCAUGAUGAAAAUCUUCCUGGGUGGGUCGGCUUGUCUGAAGAGGAACCCGAUGAGAUUGAUCUUCUUAUUGCCGCAGAUAAGGAGAAGCAUCGGCAACAAGCGCGUGACUUCAAUUGGGACGUACUUCUCAACAACCUUGUUGCUGAAUACCUGAGGUUGAGAAUCCUCACCAAGAACUGGGCCUCAACCAACUCUUACGACAACUUCUCUCAGUGCCCAUCAAGUUGUGUCAAGAAAUAUAAUUGA
Molecule: messenger RNA, 429 nt
Organism: Puccinia triticina
Lineage: Eukaryota; Fungi; Basidiomycota; Pucciniomycetes; Pucciniales; Pucciniaceae
Exons: 2
Coding region: 1-429 (142 amino acids)
Source: RefSeq, a predicted model, not a curated record